CGCGCCGCCCUACUCGCACCGCUAGGCAUAUCAAUUACCAGUUCCUGGCUGGAGAUUCCCGCUGGCACCUGGCGAUCGCCGUGCAAAAGCUGACGGGAGAGACCUGUGUGUAAACGACACAAGUCUCUCUCCUGCCAGCAAGGACAUGCUGUUUUGUAUUUCUCUGCAGAAUGUCUCCAAGGUAAAACAGCACACAGUACACAUAGUAAAACAAACACAGCACACAGUUAACCCUUUGAUCACCCAAAAAUUAACCCCUUCCAGUCCAGUGCCAUUAGUACACAGUCAAUGCUUUUUAUUAGCACUGAUCACUGUAUUAGUGUCACUGGGGAUGUCAGUGGCAGUUAGUUAGUUCCCACCCAGUGUCAGAAUGCCCAAUGCAGUCCCGCAAUAAGUC
Molecule: messenger RNA, 397 nt
Organism: Staurois parvus
Lineage: Eukaryota; Metazoa; Chordata; Amphibia; Anura; Ranidae
Source: the annotation of a GenBank genome assembly